AUCAGAGCGGAGCGAGCGAAGAAAUUCGACAGACAUUCCCGCGGCAGUCGGAGGAAAUCUUCCGAUCUCAAACUUGACGGAAGCUCAAACGAGCAACCGUCCGACAUAAAUUUAUCGCCACUUAUACCGUAUCGUUUCCGAUCCUUUCGGUCCGAGAAACAAAAUUCACCACGACGGGAAAUAUUCCCCGCUCAGUUUCGCCGAUUCGCCGGCGGGAAGCGUCGUGAAAACCGCAGCAAUCGGAACGUAGAUUCUCAAGGCACAUGCUUGAACAGUUCAAAAUUGACCUCGCGUGCAUGCAUGAGAUCACAAGCAUCGCUUUUAUCGGCGGCUCUUCGGAGAGAGCAACCGAUAUCGCGAGUCAUCGUUUCAUCGUGCACAUUGCCGUCGAUCCCCUUGCGCUCGUAAUAUUUAUGUAAACACAUUGGGAAAGUCGAGUGCCGCGCGUUCUCGUGCACGCACUAAUGACAUCUCGCAUGACAUCACGACGCAUCGUAAACCGCGUGCGCGCUGUCACAUAUAUUCGUCCUGCCCGGUCUCGCGCGACUCGGCUUCUGUUAAUUGUCCGAUGUUCGCACGCCGCGUCGUUUGCGCUCCUCCGAAGCCGGUGUUCGCGAUUACUUUGCAUGUUUGAGGUGAUUUUCAAGGGCUACGCCUAUAUUUCCUAUCCCUCGUCGGCCACCGAGCUGCAUACACGCGAGUUGCGCGAUUGAUUAAUGACUGAAAAUCGCCUUGAACGUGUAAUCCCGAGGACCUGGCAUCUAGGCGGCAGUCUGGCCGGAAGUACACAUGAGCAUGGAGAAUCACGUCGCCGUGGAAAGCGUCACGCGAGACGAAACCGACAGCACGUAAGUCCAGUACUCCCCGUUUCAUCGACCUCCUCGUCGUAGAGUAUAGUAUGCUUCUGUUUGUAAAUUUCUCUUACUCAAAUUAGAACUCACGAUGCGCGUAUGCCGCGAAUAUAGUAUACGUUAUAUAGUAGAGCGCUUUAGUGUGUUGCGUCCGUCGUGUCUGUCUCUAACAGCUGUGCGACAAUGAGUAUUUUCUUUAUUCUUCAACGUAUCUCGCAAUGCGCAAAAUUAAUCUCGACCUGGAUGCCUCGAUAAUUCGAAUUGCAAUUUCAAGCAAAAUUUCCGCGCGUGUCAUUUCCAGCGUUCGCCAAGUUCGGUGAGUCAAAAAGAAUUACAGAAUAUCUGAGCUGAAGACUUCCGACUUGAAAGGCAGCUCAGGAUACACUACUGAAAGUGCCGCAACAAAAUUCAAACAUACAUUUCCCGUCUUUGCUCAAUUACCUCUUAUCUUUUUCAGACUAAAGAAUAUCGUUACAGAGAUUACAUAUUUAUAAUAACCACGUAAUUUCGAACUCCAUUAUAUAAGUAGCUUAUCGAGUAUCGACCAAACACUCAAAUAUGGCAAAAGAUAAGAUACAAUUUCCGCGCUGAGCUGGACUUGGUCAAAAAUUCUCUAAUGCGUGCGAUAGAUUCGCGCACGCUUUAAUUAAUCGAACGUCGGUUCUCAAUGACAACAUAAUUUAUUUCGACAUUGAAAGCACGGAGAAGUGAAAAGGACGUAAAAAUCAUGAAUUGCGCGCCGAACUGUUCGCGUCAGGGACACUGAUUUUUGUCAAUUAUACACGUGUGUUACUACACGAGAUAAUAUUGUCACGUUUAUUUUUCGAUGAACGAACGAAGGCCGCUCGUCAAUCCUUAUACAGUUCUUUUUGUUUCUAAUAGUUCGACACUUUGAUUGCUGUUCCUCAUGGCGCAAAUUCUAUCGUAUCUGCCUAAACGUAAAAAAAAAAAAAAAUAGGUCCGAGUAUCCAAUUGUAUUACGCGAGACCCUACCCUCGAUUGCGCGGCAAAAGGUCGUAAAAAAGUAACAAAACUUAGUCGCAACGCAAGGAGCUGGUAGUCUUCGCCCCAGCGCCGGGAUGUCGACCGCUGCGAAAACAGACCUGCCGGUCAUCAUUGACGAAUUCGCCGAUAAGGCAAGUUAUGGCUACGGGACGAGUAUUCCUCCUUUGGGUAAUGUCGAGGACGAGAAUGAAAAUGAAAACGACAUGUCAUCGCGGAAGGUGAUCUUCUGCGUUCAUGGAAAACUUUCAGGCUGCUGCACUGUGGUGAAAAGCUCCGCCAACGAGACCACCACGGAAUAUCAGAAUCCACCAGUGCUGCUGGAGGACCAUUGCCACAGGGAGAGGAAUGAAGAGAUUGACAAGAAGGCCCGAAAGAAGCUGUUGCUCGCCAGUACGCUCUGCGUCGUUUUCAUGAUAGCAGAAAUCGUCGGCGGAGUAUUAUCGAAUAGUUUGGCGAUAGCGACCGACGCUGCACAUUUGUUGACGGACUUCGCAUCGUUCAUGAUAUCCCUCUUUUCCAUUUGGGUUGCGAGCAGACCGGCCACUAGAAAAAUGCCUUUCGGCUGGUAUCGAGCCGAAGUAAUCGGCGCGCUGACGUCGGUUUUGUUAAUAUGGGUUGUCACUGGAAUUCUAUUCUAUCUCGCGAUCGAAAGAAUCAUCCACAAAGACUUUGAGCUUGAUGCCACGGUGAUGUUGAUCACGUCUGCAGUUGGUGUUGCGGUAAAUCUAGUAAUGGGAUUAUCGUUACAUGAACAUGGUCACAGUCACGGUGGACAUAGUCAUGGCGGUGAACAUAGCCAUAUUGCGAACAAAGACACGGAAAGUGACCUGCCAGACGAUCUGAAGGAAAAGAAGAGUAACAUCAACGUGCGCGCGGCCUUUAUUCAUGUUUUAGGCGAUUUUAUUCAGAGUAUAGGAGUAUUCAUUGCUGCGUUAGUUAUUUACUUUAAGCCAAGUUGGAGCAUCGUAGAUCCAAUAUGUACGUUCCUGUUCUCUAUAUUAGUUAUCCUCACCACGGUGGCUAUUAUUAAGGAUGUGAUGAACGUCCUGAUGGAAGGAAUCCCCAAAGGCUUCGAGUAUUCUCACGUGGAGAACACCUUCAUGCAAAUAGAUGGUGUUGUUAAGGUGCACAACCUGAGAAUCUGGGCGCUCUCGCUCGACAAGACCGCCUUGUCAGCACAUCUUGCGAUAAAACCUGGGACAAGCCCACAGAAUAUCCUGCGCACCGCCACACGAAAUAUCCACGACAAGUACAAAUUUUUCGAGAUGACGCUACAGAUAGAGGAAUUCAACGAACGUAUGGAGAACUGCAAGCAGUGCAAAGCCUUGUCGUAAUGAGGUUCCCAUUGUCGUACAUCUAUACGUCGUAUGCGAUAUAAACAAACACAUCGAAGAUAAAUUUAGAUGUCUCGUGAUCAUCACGAUGCUCCGCCGAAUAAAGACGUCGAUAUAUUUGUUUCACACGCGAA
Harpegnathos saltator (Jerdon's jumping ant) is the source of this 3324-nucleotide messenger RNA. Its product is annotated as zinc transporter 2. Gene Ontology annotation, molecular function: zinc ion transmembrane transporter activity. Gene Ontology annotation, biological process: response to zinc ion; zinc ion transmembrane transport. The transcript is spliced from 8 exons. NCBI's taxonomy places the organism in Eukaryota, Metazoa, Arthropoda, Insecta, Hymenoptera, Formicidae. Bases 1931 to 3190 code for a protein of 419 amino acids. Gene Ontology annotation, cellular component: plasma membrane. The record is from RefSeq and is a predicted model, not a curated record.